This is a messenger RNA of Oncorhynchus keta (chum salmon), 957 nucleotides long. Its product is annotated as outer dense fiber protein 2-like. The annotation marks the transcript as partial. Lineage: Eukaryota; Metazoa; Chordata; Actinopteri; Salmoniformes; Salmonidae. Gene Ontology annotation, cellular component: centrosome. The transcript is spliced from 2 exons. The record is from RefSeq and is a predicted model, not a curated record. Gene Ontology annotation, biological process: regulation of cilium assembly.
CAGGCAGGAAAUUAAGUUACGCGGGCAAUAAACUGUUCCUUCUCCCUUAACCUGACCUCGGCCACCUUUCCUCACUAAACCAAUCCUCUCCCUCCUUAUCAGUGCCUGCCAAGAUGUGAUCGUCUUUCCUUCACUCAGUGCAUUCCAAGCUUAAAGGCGUCCACCAUAUACUUUCCUCCUACAGAUUAGAUACCCAUUAACUCCUGGUGUAGAAACCUGACUAUGGCACUCUUCAUGUCUCUAGUAUAACUGAUUAUUAACUAUAUUUAAAGUUUAGAAAUCCGAACCGAUCCCUGGUCAUUUAAAAGUCGUAAAUUAUUACUGCAUUUUGCAUAGACAUUGUAAAAUUGAGAUGCAAGUAUUGAAUUGAGUGAUUUGGUUGUUUUUACGUUUUAGCAUUGUGAAUACUCACAAUUUUAGCAACAUUAGUUUACACUGACUUUGUCAUUUUCUUCCAAUGGGUGCACAGCCAUUUUGUUUUAUGCUUGUUGUAACAAGUCAGUUGCUCUGUAUGAUGGAGUAUCACAGUCCUGGUGUAUAGGUGGUCCUCUGUAGCUCUGUUGGUAGAUCAUGGCGCUUGCAACUCCUGGAUAGUGGGAUCAAUUCACAGGACCACCCAUACAUAAAAUGUAAGUCACUUUGGAUAAAAGUGUCUGCUAAAUGGCAUAUAUUAUUAUAUUAGGUGUCCCAGACCCGGAACGUGCGAUCACCAAAGAGCACUCCACCCAGUCCAAGGUGGUGGACCUGGAGACCCAGCUAAGCAGGACCACCACAGAACUCACCACCCUCCGCCGCAGCAAAGAGGAGGCAGAGCGACGGUACCAGUCCCGUCUUCAGGAUGUGAAGGACCGUCUGGAGCAGUCGGACAGCACCAACAGGAGUCUGCAGAACUACGUCCAGUUCCUCAAAGCCUCUUAUGCCAACGUGUUCGGGAGACUCGGCCCUCACCAGCACUCU